UUAUAUCUACCUGUUUGAGAAAGAAUAUAAUGUCAGUCGUCGCAGGGCAGUGAAGUAGUGUUGAAAUGAAAUCAAAAGAGAAGAGCAGAUAAAGAUGGAGGGGAUUCAACUGUGAAUAAAUCCCGCUUACAUUGGCUUGGCAUCUGGCUUCAUUGUGAGACAAAACAUGCGGGAAUCAAGACAGAGUCUUGAGGAAGCUCGAUCUUUGUUUGAUGCAAUGCCAUCUAGAGAUCUUAUUUCAUGGACGGAGAUGAUUCAAGGGCAUGUCAAAAACGGGGGAUAUAACGAGGCCCUCAAAUUGUUUCGUCUAAUGACUAAGGCUCGAAUCAAACCUGAUUCCCUCACGGUUACAAGCAUUCUUCCAGCUUGUGCAAGAGUACCGGCUCAUAAGCAAGGGAAAGAACUACAUGCUUACUUGUUUAGGAAUGGAAUAGACAUGAAUCUAACAGUCCAGAAUGCUUUUAUGGACAUGUAUGUCAAAUCAGGUUUCAUUGAAUUAGCAUCAAAUGUUUUCACUUCCAUGGUGGAGAGAGAUAUUAUCUCUUGGACUAUAAUGAUAUCGGGAUAUAGCUUGCAUGGACAGGGGGCACAAGGACUAGGAUUGGUUUUGGAGAUGGAGCAAGACUCCAGCUUAGAGAUAGAUGAGUUCACAUACGCUGCAGUUCUCCAUGCUUGUGUGACUGCUUGCAGGGUCGAUGUAGGAAUGUCUUACUUUGAUCGUAUUAAGGCACCCACUGUUACACAUUGUGUUCUGAUGGUAUCCCUUCUAGCUCGUGCUGGACUCUUCAAUGACGCACGCACCUUUAUUAAGGAACACCAGAUUGAGAAUAGGGUAGAGGUAUUAAGAGCUUUGUUAGAUGGAUGCAGGAUCCACCAGCAAGUAACGAUGGGGAAGCGAAUUGUUGAGCAGCUUUGUGAGUUGGAGCCUCUCAAUGCUGAGAACUAUGUUUUACUGUCGAAUUGGUAUGCGGAGAAUGCAAAAUGGGACAUGGUUGAUAAACUAAAGACAACAAUCAAAGACAUGGGUUUGAAACCUAAAAGAGCAUACAGUUGGAUAGAGUUUCGAAACAAAGUUCAUGUGUUUGGAACAGGAGAUGUUUCCCAUCCCAGAUCUGAGAUGAUACAUUGGAAGUUGCAGCAUUUGAUGAAGAAAAUGGAAGAAGAAGAAGGAGGAGAUAGACCUAGUUCGAUAUUUAGCUUCCAUGAUGUCGAUGAAGAACGUGAAUGUAUUCUAAUCGGACAUUGUGAAAUAUUAGCCAUAUCUUUUGGGCUUAUCAGCACACAGGAAAGAGCAACUGUUCGUGUUACAAAGAAUCUCCGAGUAUGUGGAAGCUGCCAUGACUUUACAAAGGCCAUAUCCAAGAUAGUAGAAAGAGAAAUUAUUAUAAAAGAUCCUAAUUGUUUCCACCAUUUUAAGAAUGGUCACUGUUCAUGUGGAGGUCUUUGGUGAUUUCUUUUUUGCACCUUAUAUCUAUCUGUUUAUCUAUCUAUCUAUAUAUA
Molecule: messenger RNA, 1500 nt
Organism: Gossypium arboreum
Lineage: Eukaryota; Viridiplantae; Streptophyta; Magnoliopsida; Malvales; Malvaceae
Product: pentatricopeptide repeat-containing protein DOT4, chloroplastic-like
Exons: 2
Coding region: 167-1450 (427 amino acids)
Biological process (GO): RNA modification
Molecular function (GO): protein binding; zinc ion binding; RNA binding
Source: RefSeq, a predicted model, not a curated record